AUGGCAUUAUUGUUAAUUGCUUUAUUUACAUCAAUGAGUUAUAAAGAAAAAGCAGAGAAAAUUAUUAAAAUCUUAGUUUAUAUAAUUUGUGUAUUCACUUCAUUUCAUUUUUUUAAUGAAAUUUUUGGUAAAUUUAGAAAUACUCUCACAUUUUUAGCUGAAAAGAUUUAUUGCUUAAAAGUUAGGGAUUAUUUAUCAAUCAUAUUAUCAACCCUACUUAUCUUCUUCUAUUUAUAUUAUGAAUAACCCUGGUUUGUAUGUAUUAUAUGAUAAUUACUCUUAGGUUAGUAAUAUUCUAUCAAUUUGUAUUUUGGGAUCUUUGAUCAAACUAUUCAAAAUAACAUCCUUAAAAAAUGCUCUCUAAUUUUUUGUACCCCUUAUGAUUGUUGAUAUUUUCUGUUCUAUUUAUUUGAGUUAAACUGUCAGAUAUGAAUGGGAUAGUGUUGCAUUAAGAUAUUUCAAUACUCCACUAUCAGCCUAAUUUCCUUAUUUUCGAUAUAUUUACAAGAAAAAAUGUGCAUGGGUUUCUAUUUUUAAUUUGUUAUUUCCCGGUAAAUCUUUUAAUAUUAUUAUGAGGUUUCUUUUUGGGUUAUGUAAAUAGAUUUGACAAACAUAAAUAAACAUAUGUCUAUGAAAUUAUAGCUUUCUUUGGAUUACUUGUUGGACUCAUUUUUUGGGUUCUAAUUCAAUACAUAUUUUCAUUUCCUUUACCAACGUAAUAAAAUCUAUUAUUAUUUUAGAUCUAUUUUUACUGAAGUAUUGAUGAUCCUUACUACAGCAUUGGUAGCAGUAUAACGAAAUGAAUUCAAUAUAUUUUACACUGGAAACUUCUAUGAUCAGAUACUAAUGGAUCCAUUCAAAAAUGAUAUAGCCCUUUAAGAACCAACAACAUUAGAAAUGUUUGGAUUAGGCUCUACUACUUAAGUAAUUAAAAAGGACACAACAUAAUAAUAAGAUCUAGUAUCUAGAGGAGAUUAAGGUUUAAUAUUUAAUAGUCAACUCUUUGUUGGAUUGGCUUCAAUUAAUCGUCCUUAAUAAUAAUAAAACGUUUUAUAAUCAAAGUCAUAAUAUCAAUAUCACAAUUAUUGA
Paramecium pentaurelia is the source of this 1089-nucleotide messenger RNA. Lineage: Eukaryota; Ciliophora; Oligohymenophorea; Peniculida; Parameciidae. The record is from the annotation of a GenBank genome assembly.